CCAAGCCAAGUACAUGCAUACAUACUCUUCAAAGCCUCCAAACUUUGAAACCUUGAAACUCUUACAAGAUGAAGAACUCUCUGGAUCCUCUUAAUUCCCUAUUAAAACCCCUCAUUCAUCACCCGGCCUCUUCACCCAUUAUUCCUUAACCAUCUUAACUUCUCUCCAUCUCUCUCUUUUAAACUGUCCUUAUUAUGGGCACUCUUGUAGGACAUGUUGCCCCAGGGUUUGGGUUCCUUCUCAUUGGCUUAUGGCACUUAUUCAAUAACACAAAGCUCUAUAGUCUCAAUCCCAACACCUACAUCUCUCUCCCAUGGUUCCCUUCACCUUUACUCAAAUACCUUGAGCUUAUUCUCAUCAUGAUUGGCAGCUCUAUAUCUGUUUCCAUGGAGCUUUUCAUUGGCCCUGCAGACCACCAACCUUUUGACAAAGAUGGUACCAUCCCUUCCAACCACUUGCACAACUUUGAGCAUGCUUCCAUCUCUCUCACCUUCUUCAUCUAUGCUUUCUUUACCAUGGUGUUUGAUCAUGUGAAACUCAAGUCCAAGGACUCCAUGACUCAGCUUCUUGGUGCACUGGCUUUUGGACAACAACUUCUCUUGUUUCACUUGCACUCUUCUGAUCAUAUGGGAGUUGAAGGACAGUAUCAUUGGCUUCUCCAAAUAGUGAUCUUUUUAUCUCUUUGUACAACCAUACUUAGCAUAGCCUUCCCCAAGAGCUUCACUGUUGCUUUCACAAGGUCUGCAAGUAUUGCUUUUCAAGGUGUUUGGUUCAUUGUCAUGGGGUUUGCUCUUUGGACUCCUGGGUUCAUUGCCAAAGGGUGUUUUAUAAACAGUGAGGAUGGACACCAAGUAGUGCGCUGCCAUGAUGAUGAGUCUUUGCACAGGGCUAAGUCUUUGGUUAACAUUCAGUUUAGCUGGUUCACUGCUGGGUUUGCUGUGGUUUUAAUGGUGUUGUUCUUGUUAAUGAACCACAAGUAUUCAGAGUUAUCACAAGAACAGUAUGUGUCUUUGGAUAAUAAGACUAGUGAUGAGGAAGAAGAAGACUUGGAAGGCCAAAUGAAACUUCAAGAGACUUCUAGCUUUAUUCACAUGGGGAAAGGAUUCAUGAAGUCUAUGGAUCUUGAAAGGUGAAAUUAAGAGAUUAAUUAUUAGGUUUUAAUUAUGUCUCUUGAUAAGUUGUAGUGUGUGUAUAUAACUAUACAUGUGUCUUUCUUGAUUUCUUUUUCUUCAUUCUUCUUCUUCUUCUUCUUCUUCUUCUUCUUCUUAAUUUUCUCUAUUCCAUAUUCAAAGUGUGUGUAAGAUAUAUAUAUACAGUGAGAGGGGGGAAAAAGGUGUAAUUAAAUUAAACAUUAAAUUCAUUUUAUCUUUUAUCUUUUUUUAAGGUUUCCAUG
Messenger RNA from Dioscorea cayenensis subsp. rotundata (Guinea yam), 1393 nucleotides. Its product is annotated as transmembrane protein 45B-like. The record is from RefSeq and is a predicted model, not a curated record. Bases 195 to 1133 code for a protein of 312 amino acids. The transcript has a single exon. Lineage: Eukaryota; Viridiplantae; Streptophyta; Magnoliopsida; Dioscoreales; Dioscoreaceae.